This is a messenger RNA of Vollenhovia emeryi, 5973 nucleotides long. It is a transcript of the gene Gbeta13F, whose product is annotated as guanine nucleotide-binding protein G(I)/G(S)/G(T) subunit beta-1. Gene Ontology annotation, biological process: G protein-coupled receptor signaling pathway. Lineage: Eukaryota; Metazoa; Arthropoda; Insecta; Hymenoptera; Formicidae. The transcript has 7 exons. Gene Ontology annotation, cellular component: heterotrimeric G-protein complex; cytoplasm. Bases 1055 to 2077 code for a protein of 340 amino acids. Gene Ontology annotation, molecular function: signaling receptor complex adaptor activity; protein binding. The record is from RefSeq and is a predicted model, not a curated record.
GAAGGAGCAGCAGCAGCAGCAGCAGCUCCGCUUGCCCUCGAGUUCGAGUCGAGUUUCCGUGUGUCGUCGAAUGAAAACAAUCGCCGACGUCCGGCCGUCGUCCGCGGAUCUCGAGACGUUCAGGUUGCGCGUCCGGCAAUCGCGUGCUCCGGCUCGGCUCCACGCUGUCGCGGUAGCGCGUAGCGGUUACGGCAGCCGUCGGCCGUCGUCGUCGUCGUCGUCGUCGCCGUCGUCGUCGUCGUUCUCGUCAUCGUCGUAGUCGUCGUGGUCGCGGUGUACCUGUCGUCGCGACGGUUAACCUUAAAGAGAACGACGGGUGCCAGUGGUGGUGUUUGCCCUUCGAGGAAGUACGGCGAGUAAACUCGAGUAACGUCGAUGCUCGAGGCGGAGAGAAGGUGUGACGAGGAAAGUGCGUAGUCAUCGAUGUGAGAGCCGAGAACGACGAGGAAGAACCAGAGGGAGCGGGUGCGAAAGGGGAGAGAGAGAGAGAGAGAGAGAGAGAGAGGGACGAGGGCCAGCAAUUCCGGCGACCGCUGCUCCGUCAGGGAGCUCCAGAGGUGGCAACGGUUUCGUCGGGCAGUGUCGAAGUUGGCGCGAGGGGCGGAGAAGUCAGCUGUGGUCUGGCUCAGGUUCCGGUGGUAACGGCGGAAGCGGAAGCCGCUGCAGUAACGAAGGCAGGGGGCGAGGAGGUGGGGCCGGGUGAGGCUGGUGGUAGUCCCGAUUUCAUUAGGAGACGCAAAUUUCAUCCCUAUCCCCGUCACCUUCGUUUACCUCCUCUUCUUUUACCUCUCACCUUGCCUCACGGGAGUGGUAAGUCCGGGGGCGUUCGCCACCGGCCACCGAAAACGCUAUCGACGGCGUGACACCGGCCCCGCGGAGAGUAGGCGCCGCAGACAGGAGUCACCGCCAUCCGUCAUCAUCGUAGAAAUUGCGUUCUGAGCCCUCCCCGACGAGAGGAGGGAGCCCCGCCGACUCCUCUCGCACGCGCGACGUCCUAGUACCUCGGACCCGUUAACGGGUGCUCGUAAGGCACGCGCAUCAUCUGCCAGACAUCAUGAACGAGCUCGACAGCCUUCGUCAAGAAGCGGAGACGCUGAAGAAUGCCAUUCGGGAUGCCAGGAAAGCAGCGUGCGACACGUCCUUGGCCCAGGCCACAUCGGGCAUGGAACCUAUCGGUCGCAUACAAAUGCGAACGAGACGUACGCUGCGCGGUCACUUAGCUAAAAUUUAUGCGAUGCACUGGGGAAGUGACUCGAGGAACCUAGUCUCCGCAUCGCAAGAUGGCAAGCUGAUCGUUUGGGAUAGUUAUACUACCAAUAAGGUUCACGCGAUCCCAUUACGGUCAUCAUGGGUAAUGACUUGUGCGUACGCUCCCUCGGGUAGUUACGUAGCGUGCGGUGGGUUGGACAAUAUCUGUUCCAUCUAUAGUCUUAAAACUAGGGAAGGGAAUGUGCGGGUGAGCAGAGAACUUCCGGGUCACACUGGAUACUUGUCCUGCUGUCGAUUCUAUGACGACAACCAAAUCGUCACCAGCUCCGGCGAUAUGUCUUGUGCUUUAUGGGACAUCGAAACCGGCCAACAGUGCACCUCGUUUAUCGGGCACACUGGCGACGUGAUGUCCCUGUCGUUGGCGCCGGAUACGCGCACCUUCGUGUCUGGUGCGUGCGACGCCAGCGCGAAGUUAUGGGACAUUCGUGAGGGCUCCUGUAAGCAGACCUUCCCCGGUCACGAGAGUGACAUAAACGCCGUCACGUUCUUCCCGAAUGGAUACGCUUUCGCGACGGGCUCGGACGACGCGACCUGCAGACUUUUCGACAUUAGGGCGGACCAGGAACUCGCGAUGUACAGUCACGACAAUAUCAUUUGCGGUAUCACCAGCGUAGCGUUCAGCAAGAGCGGUAGAUUAUUGCUGGCGGGCUACGACGAUUUCAACUGCAACGUUUGGGAUUCUAUGAAGACGGAGCGAGCUGGAAUUCUCGCUGGACAUGACAAUCGUGUGUCUUGUCUUGGCGUUACGGAAGACGGUAUGGCGGUGGCGACAGGCUCCUGGGAUUCGUUCCUACGCAUUUGGAACUAACUUGGGGCUCUCCCAAGGACGUUCCUUCAAAGAACCAACUACAGUCAACCAAUUUACAGCAUAAGAAUCAAGUACCACCAUCUGACUACCGAGCAAGUCGGCAUGCCAGCAGCCACGACGCUGGCGAACAAUCCGCCAUGUUCACCGAAGUUGACGCUGAUCAAAAACUUUGGAUACCGGAUCAGCAGCAGUAGCAGCAGCAACGGCAGCAGUAGCAGCAACAAUAACAAUUACGAUCGUAUGAAGACCCAUGAUAGCAGCGGCAACAGCAAUGGUGGCGAUUUCAAGAAUGUUUUGGGUUGUGGUGGUAACAAAGAAGAUUCCCGCGGCAAGCGCAUCGUAGUUGACUUGACGUGGCGACGUGGUAAAGUCGGCGACAAGGACCAUGAAUAUCAACGCUUCUAGGAUGAAUUGGCUCGAAUUGGGUCGAAUACGAAGAUACAUUGCGGCGAACGAACGAGAUGUCUAAGAAUGGAGAACGAGCGCCGACAGUUAAGGGCUCUCUGCGGCAUUGGGCGCGCACUUUCUUUUUAUCCUCCCCUUUCUCAAGGAUUUUCUUCGCGAACCUUCGAGAGGCACGUGCUGUUCCGCGACUCGAUGGUUCUAUUCUCACAGGGGUACUCCCAGUCGAGGAUUCCGAAGUUCGAAGGACGGACGACAAUCUCGCGCCGACGAUCGUCAAGAGAUUUCCAUCUCGAACCAAGGUUCAAGCGUUCACUGCCGAGGAAACGCUGUUAACGGUUGCUCCGGCGGUUAGCUACGGAUUAUAUUUCUCAUACGCGAGACGAGAUUUUAUCGGGCAUGAUACGAUAUGUAAUAUUGCGUCGUGACUCAGAGAUGAGAGACGAGCACAGCCAACCUCAUAAUAGUCUCGUAAUGAUGCGUUCGAGUUUAUACGGCGCACAUUGAACGCACAUGUGUAUCGAUGGAGAUUCACGACGCGAAUUGCGUACACCUGCACGCGAAAACGGAGGAACGGUGCGGAUCGUCCAGCAGCCUCGAAACACAUCCAAUUCGCACACACUCGUCACGCGAGCUUUGCCCUCGUGCACGAGCACCGUGGUCGAGCAGAAAAGAGAGAGCGAGAGAUAUAUACAUAUAUAUAUAUAAAUAUAAAAUAAGAUGAGAUGAUCACUUUUCUUACCAUGAUAAAAUACGCCGACUUCGCACCACUACAACUAUUACUAUUAUUACUAUUACUAGCACCACGACCCUCUCGAUUGAUUUCAUAGAUAUAUUGUUAUUUAUUUUGUAUAGACCUCUGCCAUAGGCCGCCCCGCGUCUGCGUUUUUUGCGAGUGCAAGAGCGACUGAGCAUGUUGUAAAAGUGAUCGAACGAGAGAGAGCUGUGAGAGCGUGAAAAUGAGAGCGAGGCGCGCGGCCAAUUGUCAAUCAAAAAGAAAAACGAGACACGAAACGCGCGGAUAAAUGAAACAAGUGCUAAACGUAGUUGCUCCAUCGAUAGAUAACUCGAUUCCUCGGGACGUUGACGUUCACGGAAGAAUCACGAGAAUACGAGGAGCGAUGCUUCGGAGUUCGGGAAAGAGUAAAUCGAGUUUCGUCUGCUUUUGCAUCGCGCGAACGCGUUAAAAUCGCAUGAAAUGACGGGCCAGCGUCAAGUGUCGAGUACGUUUAAUGUAAUGUGUAAUCGUUUAGUUCAUAGCGUCUAUACCUUAACCUUCUCUCCCCGUCCCCUAUCCAAUUAUCUCUGAUUACGGCAACGGCGAGAAGGUGAAGAAUUAAUCCCAGACUAUCAUCUCGGCGGUAUCUCUUCCCCACUGUCGAUUGAAACGCCAAUUAAUUCUCGUGCACGAGGUGGGCACGUGCUCUCGAUCGAAAGAGUCGUGCUAAAAGUACCUUUGAAAUAGGACCCAAAGAAUCCCAGGUUGAUAGAAAGGGCUGCGAGACUCUAAACUUUCUCUCUUUCCCUUGUCAUUAUUAUCUUUUUUUUAAUCCUUUUUCCUUAUCGCAUUUUGUUUGUCAUAUAAAUCACAUAUUAUCACACGUAAGUACGUAUUUGUAUUUUUUUUCGAUAGCUUUUUUUUUUAUAACUUUCACCUAUAUACUUCUCUUUCGCGCUGUCACUACUUACCUUCCUCUUCUUUCACCCCCGCCUGUUCUGUCCUUUUUUUGUCAGAAAUAAAUGUUGAAACUGUGUAUGCAUUUAAAAUAAUAAUAUUAAUGAUAAUGAUUAUACUAUAUUAAUAUUAAUGAUGAUCGUAAUUUAUAAUUAUUAAUAUUUAAUAUAUAAGUACAUAAGAUCGAUGGUUUUUCUUAAUAUUGCAGGAUUAUAUGGUCCAAUCGCCUUCCGGCAACCACGUUCCGGCAGUCUUUUUUAUUUUCUUUUUUUAAGAAUUUUGUACAUUUACUACACAUACACACACAUCUGUAUAUAUAAAAUUGAUGCGUUUUACUUUUUGUUUGUGUUAUACGAAUAUCUUGAUUCAAAAGGAGUUCCAUGAAUCUUUGUUUUAAUUAUAAAUAAAAUAUAUAAUUUGUAUAUGUGAAAAGCUGUUUAGUAUCACGAUAAAAAUUACGGUGGGAUGUGUCAGUUGCUAAAAUCUGAAAAAUUGAAAAAAAACGUGGAUUCCGGAAAGCGACUAAUGAAAAAUUUCUUUCCCAGUGGAACAAAGCAAAAUUGUAAUUUGGCUACGGAGCAAGCGAGCAUCAAUCUUCGACGAUUUUCGAAAGAUGUUGCACAUCUCGAAUUCGAAUUUCGUAAAACCGGUUCUUUUUUUAGACGUACAUAUAAACUUAAUUUCGCUUACGUAAUGCUUUAUACUUGUUAGAUAUCAAACGGGCAAAAGAUCUUUCUUCGUCUCGAAAGAGAUCCUUGUUCCUUCGAUUCUUUAUAUUAUUAACAAUUCUUCCAAAGUUCGAUGUGAGAUCGGGCGCUACGUUAAAAAUGCGAAAUAGAAACGCGAAUUAAGCGUCCGCUUUUCGAUACUUUCGAUAUAACUUUGAAACGAGAGACGGGAUAAUAUCUUAAAGCAAAGAAUUACGAAGGAAUAGGAAAAUUUAGUAAACAGACUAAUGGAAACAGAUCUGUGCUUUUUGCAUUUCGCGGUUCCAUGGCUUUCCCAAGGAAGAACUUUCUCCUUUUUGUACCUUGGAGCCUGGAGCGAUAUGGUUUCUUAUUUUUGGUACAAAUAUGGAAAAAAUAGUCUUACCGACGAGUAACGCAAAAUUGACAAGUUAUUAAGCCUCUAGUCAUAUUAAUGGCAAGCGCGUAAAAAAUAAAAAAGAUCAGCAGGUAAAACUAAGCGGAAAUAAUUUUUUUUAACGUGUCCUUUUUCGCAAAGAUUACGUAUACUGACUUUAACUGUUUAAUUUAUUUUUCCUUUUCGGCACACAGGUAGAUAAAUAAUAAUAUGAGCGAUACAGGGGGAAAAAUAACGGCAUAAGAACAGCUCUGAUGAAAUCAGCCUUUUCUUUUUCUCUCUUUUUUUUGAACUUUUUAAGAAUAUAAAGAGAAUAAAAAGAUUUGGAAAAAGACUCAAACGUGGCGUUUCCGUUAUUUUUUUUACCGCUUCUUCGCUUUCUGUUUCCUCCCUCCGUAAGUGACACUUUCGCGUGACUUAUGGUUUCGUUAUCCUGACAUUAUCUUUGCGUUUUGGGCUUUAACACGGGGAAUCUUUUUUUCUUUUUGUUACAUAAUCGUUACAUAAUGUAAAGUAAUGCCCUGCUAAGGUAUAGAAUUAUGGCGUUGGGUCCUAUUUCAAUUAUAGAAUAAUCUUCACUAGUGUAUACGCGUAAAUGUAGUUAAAAAAAAGGGGGGAAAGGAGGAAAGAAAGGGAAGAAACGUGAAGAAUGUGCCGACGACACUUUCGUAACUUGUUUUACGAUGGACGACGAGAAGCCGUCGGGAAUACUGCCUCUUUCAAGUAAUGCACAAAA